GCUCUCCCAGUGAGGUGUUUGUCCCCUGCCGCCUCCUUUGCAGCCCGGAGGUGUCUGUGGAUCGCUCCAUCGCUCGCUGCAGCUUAAAAUCAUCCUCAGGGGUGUCUUAUUGUGGGUGUGGUGAGGUGGCCAUGCUGAUCUGUCUUUUCAGACAGGCCUGAGAGGUAUCCUUCAGGACUACGACUGGAAAAUACAACUGAAAUCCAGUAGUACUCUGCCUGUCUCACUGACUGAAACGAAAAGCAGCAUGCUCUCUGCGAAGAGGCCUCUCAGCACUUCUCACUCAUCAGUGGACUCAAAGGAAAUAAAAAAAUUCCAGCUCCUCGCGCAUAAGUGGUGGGAUGAAGAAGGAGAAUAUUCAGCCCUUCAUUCUAUGAAUGAUAUUAGAGUGCCAUUUAUUAGAGAUACUCUGUUGAGCAUGAGUUGUAAUUAUCAUCUGGGAAAUCCACUUUCUGGAGUAAAGAUUCUUGAUGUUGGCUGUGGUGGAGGACUGCUAAGUGAGCCUUUAGCUAGACUGGGAGCUUCAGUUACUGGAAUUGAUCCUCUGGAGGACAACAUUAGAACAGCAGAUCGGCACAAGUCAUUUGAUCCAGUCCUGGCCAAGAGAAUACAGUACAAGUCCAGUUCACUGGAGGAGAUUGUGGAAGAGUCUAUGGAAACCUUUGAUGUAAUUGUAGCUUCUGAAGUAGUGGAGCAUGUGGCUGACCUUGAAACGUUUAUCAAGUGUUGUUCUCAGGUGUUAAAGCCUGAAGGUUCUUUAUUCAUUACGACAAUCAAUAAAACACAGUUGUCCUAUAUCCUGGGAAUUGUGGUUGCAGAAAAGAUAAUGGGCAUUGUACCAGAAGGAACACAUGAGUGGGAGAAGUUUGUUCCCCCUGAAGAGCUGGAGCACCUCCUGGAAUCAAAUGGCUUUUCAGUCAAGACUGUGAAUGGGAUGUUGUAUAAUCCGCUCUGGGGUUCGUGGAGCUGGAUGGAAAGCACGAGCCUUAACUACGCAGUGCACGCUGUGAAGUCUGGGGCUCAGGGACAGUCAGGCCCCACAGAUGCCCCGUCAGAGAUGGAUAUUCAACAGCGCUCAGCCACAGCUGGCACAGCUGGCACUGCCUCAGACAUCACUGUCUGAGAUCUGUGGUGAUGGACUGUCACCAGGACAGAAAAGAAGGUUUUACUCAGAUGGACAUAAUAAAACCUUUUCUAACAACAAGCUUCCUGUUUGCAUCAGUAAUACUUGUGCUAUUUUUGGCCAAAUAUUUUAGGGCAGUCUCAGAAAAAAAACAGGUGCCCAUUAUCUCAGGAAUCUUUUAAGAUUGAAAUGGUCAAAGCUUUUAAAGAGUAAGUAUUUUUAUGAGAAAGUAGUUUCAAAUUGUUGGACGGGGAAAUGCAAAUUAUUCUGUCAGUAGCUUGGAGGAAGCUCCUGUAUGUGGAGGCAUUUUCAGUCCUACUGGGACUCAGAUCUUCACAGAAUAAUAGUGUAAAUGUAAAGUGAGUUAAAACCCACAAUGAUGUACAAUAAAUAAAAUGCAUUGGGUAUUUAAGAUACUCAACUCUGUUA
Pseudopipra pipra is the source of this 1552-nucleotide messenger RNA. It is a transcript of the gene COQ3, whose product is annotated as coenzyme Q3, methyltransferase. Gene Ontology annotation, cellular component: mitochondrion. NCBI's taxonomy places the organism in Eukaryota, Metazoa, Chordata, Aves, Passeriformes, Pipridae. The transcript has 7 exons. Gene Ontology annotation, biological process: ubiquinone biosynthetic process. The record is from RefSeq and is a predicted model, not a curated record. Gene Ontology annotation, molecular function: 2-methoxy-6-polyprenyl-1,4-benzoquinol methyltransferase activity. The coding region runs from base 248 to 1123 and encodes 291 amino acids.